UUAGGAACAACACAAACAAGUAUUAGUUGGUGAUGAUGGUGUUACAAUCAAGCUUCAACGAGACAGACAGGUAGUUGAAGAAACGAACCCUAAGAGAGAGAAAGAUUACAACUUUGCUUUGAUUUUAAGCCCCUUUUAUCAUUUGCAUUUAGGGAUCUCGAAUCUUCAAUCUGCAAAGGUAUUGAUCCUGCUUCUAUGGCAAAUUCAAAGAGCUCAUCGGGUAUUCGAAAUUUGGUGUAUACUGGUCCUGGAAAGCAUGCUCAUGCUCUGCUUCCUCCGAAAAGUCCAUUUCCUACUAUUUCUCAAACAUAUACUGAUUAUGUUUCAAAUCCUACAAUUGGUUCAAAGCCUGUUAAUAAGCCAAGAGAAGGAAACUCUCACCACCAACGUACUUCAUCUGAGAGCCAUCUUAUUGAGGAGCAGCCAUCAUGGCUUGAUGAUCUCCUAAAUGAGCCAGAUACACCUGUCCGAAGGGGUGGUCAUAGGCGUUCAUCAAGUGAUUCUUUUGCAUAUAUCGACAAUAUUAAUGCAUCUAACAUUGGUUACGCGGAUCAUGAUGAGUAUAAAUAUAAGAAUUUCUUAUCUAUUCCGGCUUGGUCACCCCCAGAAUUUGAUCGCAACAAAGAUGCUCGUCAUGCAUCCAUGUAUGCAGAAAUGAAUCUAGCAAAACAGAAAAACAGAUCAUGGGAGUCUUUUUCAAAUGCGAGUGGUGUUCCAUCUGGCAGAGACAGUGUUGCUUUUCAGAGAUCAGGAUCACCAACCCCAAGUACACUAUACGAAGCAGAUCGGAUUCUACCGACUGCAAAUGAAAAUCAUGAUUCAGUAGAAUCUGGCUUACAAGACAUAAAAUCAUCUUUUGAAAGAAAGGAUGGUUUACAUGCAAAGUCAUCUGCUUCUGAAACAGAUUCAAAACGUGCUAAACAGCAAUUUGCUCAACGUUCACGGGUUCGUAAACUUCAGUACAUAGCCGAGCUGGAAAGAAAUGUACAGGCUUUACAGGCAGAAGGAACUGAAGUAUCGGCUGAGCUUGAGUUUCUUAACCAGCAGAAUCUUAUCUUGAGUAUGGAGAAUAAAGCACUCAAACAACGUUUAGAAAGUUUAGCACAAGAGCAGCUUAUCAAAUAUUUGGAGCAGGAAGUACUGGAGAGAGAGAUCGGAAGAUUACGUAGCAUGUAUCAACAAAAUCUGCAGCAGUCACAUCAGCCUCAACAACAACCAUCUGGUAGUCAUAGACGCUCGAACAGCAGAGACCUUGACUCUCAGUUUGCUAACCUUUCUCUGAAGCACAAGGACACCAAUUCUGGGCACGACCCUGCAAAUGGAGCACUAAGAAUUUAGCUCGGCCAUAGCUGUAUCCUUGUUUUACCAACUGAUGUUGUCACCCUGUGAUAGAAUUUGUUUCUUCCGACAUGCGGGAUUGUGCAGAGAUUUCCAGGAUAUGCCCUCUCUCUCUGCCCGCUUUGCUGAUAUUUCAGCGUUCGUACCUUUGAAGUCUUUAUGUUCUCUAUUUACUUAAACUAUUGCCAUUUAUUUGAUGUUGCACCUGGUGGUCAUUGGCGAAAUCUUUAUUCUAAUUUCUGUCAUUUGACCUGCCGGAGGUGGUAACUCGAUGGUUUCGAAGUUUCGCUCCCGCCGAAAUCUUCAGUGAUUAUGUAUCUUAAUACCUCCUCUUGUGAAUCUCCAUUGUGUUGGAAUUUGGCUCAGUGCAUACAGCAUAUAUCUCAGGGAUAUUUGAAUGUGCAUUAUUAUUUGUAUGGAUAAUGUUUGUACUAUGAUUUUUCUGAAGUUCAUAUUUUCUGAA
Molecule: messenger RNA, 1801 nt
Organism: Trifolium pratense (red clover)
Lineage: Eukaryota; Viridiplantae; Streptophyta; Magnoliopsida; Fabales; Fabaceae
Exons: 5
Coding region: 196-1338 (380 amino acids)
Biological process (GO): regulation of DNA-templated transcription
Molecular function (GO): DNA-binding transcription factor activity
Source: RefSeq, a predicted model, not a curated record